UCUUCAUCAUCUUCUUCCACCUUCUAGCUAUAUUUAUAUGCAACAAUAACAAAGCAAAGCUGCCAUUGCCACUUAUUCCCCUCCUUCUCUCUUACAAGUCCACUAUCUCCCUCACUCUUCUUCCCACUUCACCAAAACAACAAAACAGAAAAUGAAGAGAAAUUCUUAUACUUAUACCCCUUCUUCUCUGCCUUUUCUCCUCUUGUUUGCUUUCUUGUUGCUGUCUUCUUCCUUCUUCUCCCACUCUGCAUCUGCUCGUCCCCUCCUGGUCCUGGACACAGCAGCUUCAUCACAAAUGGCAGUAGGUAGUAGUGAUGGUGGUGAGACGGAGUUGGUGUUGGUGAGCAGGGAAGAUCAAAAGGCGGCUGCGGCUGCGGCUGCGGCUGAUCUCUUUGCAAAUUCACUCAAAGAAGAAGAUUUUUCCACGCUGAUGGGGGCAGAGGAACUGGAGAAGGCAGAGGCAGUUUGUGGAGAGAAGGAUGAGGACUGCCUGGCGAGAAGGAUGGUUGCAGAGGCUCACUUGGAUUACAUCUACACUCAACACCACAAGAACCCUUGAAAAAUGAAAAUUACUUAAUUAAUUAAUUUCUAUAUAUAGCUUCCCCAUUUUUGUUUGUUUUUUGGCCCCCCUAAAUUAAACGGUGUUCAUAGUUUUAUUAUUAAUAUAAGCUACCAACAUGUGUGUUCAGAAAUUCAUAUUAUUAAGAAAUACGGAUCUUUUAUAUGUAAUUUUUUUUAUACAUACAUCCGAGAGUAUUACUACGAUUGUCAAUAUUGUAUCAU
Messenger RNA from Linum tenue, 783 nucleotides. Lineage: Eukaryota; Viridiplantae; Streptophyta; Magnoliopsida; Malpighiales; Linaceae. The record is from the annotation of a GenBank genome assembly.